Toxoplasma gondii ME49 is the source of this 6522-nucleotide messenger RNA. Its product is annotated as myosin H. Lineage: Eukaryota; Apicomplexa; Conoidasida; Eucoccidiorida; Sarcocystidae. Gene Ontology annotation, molecular function: actin filament binding; ATP binding; microfilament motor activity. The record is from RefSeq and is a predicted model, not a curated record. Gene Ontology annotation, cellular component: cytoplasm; actin cytoskeleton; myosin complex. The transcript is spliced from 27 exons. Gene Ontology annotation, biological process: vesicle transport along actin filament; actin filament organization. Bases 1433 to 5974 code for a protein of 1513 amino acids.
AACGAAGCGAAAACAGCCCCGUUGUCUCUCCUGAAUUGUAUCUCUUCAAAUCGUUUUCUUCUUCUCAGGAACUCCCCGUUUUUCCUCUUUCCUCGAACCCGUGAGUCUCGUUCCGCUGGCGCCGCACGCAGUCCCGAAGGCCGGACGACACCUAGCUGUUUGUUGCGCGGAGUUUCGAACCUUUGCGUUUUUUUGCAUGACUUUCUUUUCUUUCCUGUCUUUGAAUCUUUGCCGUUUCCAAGCCCCUCUGUGAAAGAAAAGGACGACGUUUCUCCUGCAUUGUCCUCUCUUUGUGCCAUACCGUGCCUGUCGGACCUCUAUAACGCCUUCCCGGUUGAGUAGCUCGACAAGCGCGGGUACAAGAGAGAACGUUUCCCUUUCCGUAUUUUCCUGAGUUUCGCCCUUGACAAUUGACUAUCCACUUAUUUUACCGUCCCUGUUCUACUUUUUUUCCGAGGGAUUUCGCUCUAGAAAACUCGAGAGCCUCUCCAUGUUCCGUAAAAAGGAUGUGUCUUGUCUCCGCAAUGUCGCGUUAACUCAUUGCGUUUCGCGUACCAGGGAAUAUCGUUUCUCUUCUUAGUGGGUUUCGUGCAACACAUUACCCACUUACCUCGAUUUUUCACUAGGACCGGUGCAUCCUUUUCUGUCCGCGUUUCUGCUCCGAAUCCCCUUGAAAUCCCCCCUCGUGCCGGUAUUUGGACCCUACCUCUAGGCACCACGACUAUUCUCUUUUAGAUUUUUCUUUUUUCAAACCAAAUCUUUUCCUUUUCUUCCGCCGCCCUUCCCUCUUUGUUGCGACGAGAUUCUGAAGAGCUCUCGUCGUCGAAACUGAGUUAACCACGAACAGAGCGAACGACAACUCACUGAAAAUGGCUUGCCUUGCCUGCCGCCGGUUUUUUCCACCAGACCGUCACGGCCGACACUGAGAGAUUUUCCGUUUGCGUUUGCUUGAGAACAUUCCAUCGCUUUCCUUUAUCCUCGUCUCCCCGUCUUCCUCUCGCUUGCUCCACGUCGCCUCCAGUGCCCUCCCCCCUCCGUCCCUAACCUGAGUAUCUCGUUUAAAUAUUUAAAUUCUCAUCCUUGCUCUUCUCAUUGUCCUCAUGACUCACAUACGUACUUAAACGCGUCCCCCCCCUUCUACAUAUAUGUAUGUUUAUGUAUGUAUUUUUUCCGCGCGUUUACUCGGAAAUACGUUUACACCAGUAUGUGUCUCUGUACGUGAGUGUAUUUCUCUGUCUACGUAGAGGCUGCUCUUCCGUCCUGCCCGUAAAGGACUUUUUCCCUGACACAAACCGCUGUGUCGCUUUACUUGAUUCUUUCAUCGCUGGUGACGCAUCCUCAACUCGCUUUUUUUCCGGAGAAUCCGAGACUUCUCGACGUCCACCACCCCCUUGUUUCCUUUUUUCCAGUUUGAUUCCUUUUUCGACUCAAAAUGCCGCCAAAGAAGGCUGCCGAGGGGGGUGGAGCAAAGAAAGUGGAGCGUAAAUACUCCGCAGUGGAGUUGGGGGAUUACCUUGUGGGAUCUCCUGUGUUUAUUCGAGAGCCGUCGAAAGAGGAGAAAUAUGUCAAGGCGAUCGUCAAGAGUAUCAGUGGAACACAGCUCACAGUCGAUGUUGACGGAAGCACAAAGACCGUGGAAGUUGCCGACUGCCUCAAUGCAAAUGUCGGAAUCGAUCCCGUCACCGUCGUCGACCUGGCCAAACUCCCUCAUGCUAACGAGGCCUGCGCCCUCGAAGUCAUGAGGGAAAGAUAUGUUCGCGACCAGAUCUACACAUACGCAGGGAGGCUGUUGGUGGCGAUGAAUCCUUUCAAACUCAUUCCAGGUCUAUACGAGCCAGCGACUCUGACCAAGUAUCAAAAUGCAGACACCUCUCGGGGGUUCCCAACAGACGUCCCUCCCCACACCUACGCCGUCGCGCAGACUGCCAUGGAUAUGCUCAAAACCACCAAAGAAAAUCAAUCUUGUGUUGUCAGUGGCGAAUCUGGAGCAGGAAAAACAGAGACCGCCCGCCAACUUAUGCAGUACUUUGCGACGUCGAAAGCCGGCACAGGUGGCGCGCGCAUCCAGGAAAUUAUUUUGGGAGCGAACCCCCUUCUGGAAGCCAUAGGGAAUGCAAAGACUUUGAGAAACAACAACUCUUCUCGAUUUGGGCGCUUCGUGUCUCUUGACGUCGCGCCGACGGGAGGCAUUCACGGAGGGAUCAUCAGCAACUACAUGCUUGAGUUGUCUCGAAUCGAGUUUCAAGGUCAAGGCGAGAGAAGUUACCACAUUUUCUACCAAAUGAUCAAGGGACUGCAGCCGGACGAAAAACAAAAGUGUGCUCUGAAAGACGCGCCCGACUACGAGUUCCUCAACAAAUCCGGAUGCUACGAAGUGGAAACUGUGAACGAUCUGAAAGAAUUCGCAGACGUUCGACAGCAACUGAAGCUUCUCUUUUCUCCAGAAGAAGAAAUCGACUAUUUCAAAUGUCUCUCUGCCGUCAUUCUUGCCGGAAACAUCAAAUACAAAAAUACCCAGGCAAUGGGAACUGACAAAGCUGGGAAGGUGGUAAACGAGGAUGACUUUCAGACAAUUGCGACGCUUCUCGGCGCUGAUGGAUCAGCUCUGAAUGAGGCCGUUACCAUCAAUGUGGUGGAAGUUCAAGGGAACGUGAUCAAGUCUCCACUGUCGGCAGAACAGGCGACGGUUAUGAUUCGGUCCAUGGCAAAGGAGCUUUACAAUACCCUCUUUGACUACAUCGUCAAAAGUGUGAACAAGCAAAUUCAGUUCGACGCAGAGUCGAAGCCGUGGAUUGGAAUUCUGGAUAUUUAUGGUUUCGAGUUCUUCCAGAAAAACUCGUACGAGCAGUUUCUUAUUAACUACGCAAACGAAAGGCUGCAGCAGUUCUUCAUUCAACAGGUCUUCCAGGCUGAGAAAGUAGAGUACGAAGCAGAAGGCAUUGACCAUUCGAUGAUUGUCUACUCCGACAAUGCCACAGUUUUGGAGGUUUUCGACAAACCAAAGGCCGGCAUUUUUGCGUACCUUGAGGAGCAGUGUCUCAUUCAAACAGGUUCGAGUGAAUCGUUUACGUCUGCUUGCCACAAGAACGUAAAGAAUCCAUGUUUCCAGAUUCCAAAGGGUGACGCCCGCUUUCUUUUUCUGAUUGUGCACACGGCUGCACCGGUCACGUACGACACCACCGAGUUCGUUCCGAAGAACAAGAUGCGUUUACCGAACGAGCUCCUCGUCGUUUUCAAGAGUGCCAAGAACUUGUGCAUGAAAAACGCAUUUGAAGAAAUCGAAAUCCCCGACACCAAAAACAUGCGCGGGAAAUUCGUGGGGUCGAAGUUCCAGAAGUCCAUGACGGGUCUCAUGACCACCCUCAAGUCCUCCCAUGCCCACUUCGGCAGAUGCAUCAAGCCGAACCAAGUGAAGAAGCCUCAAGUUUUCGAGACAGAAACGACGUUGGGGCAGAUGAUCAGUUUGUCGGUGUUGGAAGCCGUGGCAAUCAUUCACAAGGGAUUCGCGUACCGAGCUACUUUCCAGGACUUCGUUGAUGACAACAACGUUUUGAUGAGUGUGCUGGGCGCGAAAGUGGAAGGGAGCAACAUGAAGGAAGCUUGCGUAGCGAUGCUAGACCGUCUGGCGAUCCCGAAGGAAGAGUUCCAGCUUGGAAACACGAAGAUCUUCUUGAGGAAAACAGGCUGGCUCAUGAUCGACAAACAUUUCAGAACUGUCAUGGCCAACUUGAAGCCUCUUAUUCUCAAACUCCAGUCCAUCUACAGAGCCUACAAAGCCCGCACCCUGUUCCUGAGCUUCUCGCGCCGCGUAACGCGUGUACAAUCGUUGAUGAGAAGGUACCAGCUUCGGAAAUCUGCUCUGCAGAAGAAGCUCGGGUGCCGCAUCUUUGCAGGUUCCAUCUUCGUCGGCAUGUUCUGCCAGCUGCAACAACGCAGAGAGCGAGCAGCAUUGACUAUCCAGAGAAUCUUCAGAGGAUACAGAACGAGGAAACAGUGCCAAAAGGACUUACGACAAGUCAAGGCUCGCAUGCUGAUGAAGAAGGCAGCAGCAAUCGGGUAUGCAGGAAUUGGUGGUUUGCGGUGGAAGGCGUUUAUGAUCUCGCACAGAAAAAUAAGAGCAGCUAUCAAAAUCCAGAGCAACUGGAGACGGCAUGCUGCGCAGAAAGUCGCGAAGAAACUCCGCUACGAGCGCCUGCGAAACAAUGCCGCGACAGACAUCCAGAGAGUCUGGCGAGGCUACUUGGGAAGGCUGCGCGUACAACUCAUGCGGCUCCUCACCCCCUACGCAGUCACCAUUCAGAGAUUUUGGAGAGGGUAUCGAACACGGCAAUCGGCAAUGUAUCGUUCGCAUGCGAAGCUCUUCGACCGUAUUCGACGGGGAUUCGUCGAGGACCGAGCUCGCGUUGUUAUUCAGAGCUGCAUGCGUCGCUUCAUCGUCCUUUCGAGACUCCAAAAUGUCACCCAAGCUGCGUACAGCAUGCAGAAAUUCGCACAAGCCAAGCUGUUGCGCGUGUAUGUCUCCAACUUGCAUGCGGCGACUCUCACGAUCCAGGCUUGGUGGCGCGGCAACAGAGUCCGGCGCAUCCUGCAAGAGGAGAAACUGAAGUUGGUCCUUGCGGGUCAUUUGAUGCGCGCCGAAAAGCAAACCCUGCAGGAAUGUCAGCAAGCAGUCGUGCUUCUGCGAGAGAGAGAACUCAGAGGCAGGCUGAAGAAGUCCUGGCAGCUCGUCCACGUCAACGUCAGUGUUGAGCGAGAUGACGUCUACCCCAAGGGCUGGGCUGCUGGAAUUCGCACUGUGGAGAGCUUCAAUCCCGGAGCGGAUUUGUCUCACGUUGAACUGGGAGCCUUCCAUACAGUCGUGGCGACGAGCUCCGGCUACGUUUACACCUACGGCCUGAACGACCGCGGACAGCUAAGCAUCGGAGCGUCCUCGACCUCCGGCCUCCCUGUUCCUGUUCAGCCUAUAUCAGGCAUUCUUUUCCCCAUAAAAAUCGUACAAGUCAGCUGUGGCGUUGACCACACACUGCUCCUCGAUGCAGACGGCCGCGUCUUCGCUUGGGGGUCGAACCAACACGGCCAAUGCGGCUGUGCGCCUCGCCAGGAGAUCGUCCCUCAAGCCACAGAGGUGUACUUCGCCCCGGUACGGGGAGCCGUCAAUCCGAUGCUGAAACGAACGAUUUCAACUCUGAGCGCUGGCGCCUACCACAACGCUGCGAUCGACGACAAAGGACGCGUCUACAUGUGGGGUCGAGGCGAUCACAUUUACAUUCGCGGCGUUUUCAGUGAUGUGCCGUUGCCUCUGUGGAUUACUCACGAGUCGAUCGUGGACAUUGGACCUCUGGACCGUGUGGUGUGCGGUCUCGGCUUCACGUACUUGCUCGCGAAAGACGGGGCUUUGUACGUUUUCGGGCAAGCCAUCAACGGUCAGCUUGGGCUCGGCAGCAAACACCGACGCUCCCGCAUCGCAGUUCCGAUUGAAAACAUCGACGAACGCGUAACGUCAAUCAGCUGCGGAGUCCACACCACUCUCGCCGUUACGCCUUCCGGAACUGUCUACCAGUGGGGUGUCUUCCUGCUCUGGGAUCCGCAGUCUCAGGUCUGCGUUAAGGCCCAGUCGUUUGUCCCUAUGCCAGUCGAUUUGAGACGCGGAGGCAUCACGGGUGUCGCCGUUGAUGUGAAAGUCGGAUGGUGGGAAGGUGUCAUUCUCACUUCUGAUGGUCUUCUUUGGGCGUGGAAUUUCUUCGAUCAGCCAAGCGACGGCAUUUUCCGCCCCGCCGUGUACCAAUACAUUCUCGCCGAGGGCCAGUGUGUGAGGGCGGUCCACGUCGUUUCGUCUCCACUCUUCUCAGCUGUGUUUUCAAAGCUGGAGGGAGACAAAACAGCGGAAAAGGCGCGAGGCGCAGCUGCUGCUCCCUCUGCAAUCCGCACCCGUCCGUCGGUGAAUCCGAACUGGGAUCCCAUGGCCUACAACUAAGAUCUUUUUGGCGGCUGCCCGCUAGUGAGUGUUGACAAAAGGCCUUUCUUUGACUGUUUCGUGAUCCGCUUUCCAGCAAAAAAUAGCGACAGGUGGCCAGAAUCCUACGAAUUUCAUUUUGGGAUGUGUGAACCCCGCAAGUCUUGCGUCAGUUGUUCUCGCCGUGGUGGUGCGUGUCUGGCGGCCUACAUUGUGAAUCCCAAAAGGGAAACAGAGUGCCUGGAGGCGCAACCUUCCAGAACAAGGACACCGUCGCACGGCGUUUGUUUCUGCGGAAAAAUCCUCGAAUCACGAGAGGCGUAUGUCCGCCUGCUCGUUUCGCACCAGACAAACUUUCAAUAAACGAAAAAAACUUUUUAAUGCGAACGCCACCUCUCAGCGAGUAUCUGCUGCAGCCUAACGGUCGCACCGUCGUGCACCUCUUGUCUCAUGUUUUUCAACAGACUGAGUUUGUGAUACUUCCAAACGAGUCACGAGAAGAAACGCUCCACUCCUGGAACAAGCUGUCAAAACAGUCUCGAGUCAUCGACUCUCUCUGCUCCCUAGCG